GCUGACCUAAAACACCAAGUUGUAGUUCUCUUAGGAUUUGCAGCAGGUUUUGCAGCAUUAGUUUUAAUAUUCCACAGUUACAUACAUUUUCAGUAUCAGAUUAUUUGGCUCCAAGAGAGAGAGAGAGAGAGAGAUAGAGAGAUGAAAAUGUCAACUGGGUUCUUCCUCCUCCUCCUUUUGAUGCUCUGUGCAAGUUCAGUUCGUGCGCAGCGCCGGAUAGACUUCAUAAGCAUUGAUUGUGGUUCUCCCUCGAAGCUCUACGAAGACACGGAUACGAACAUAACAUACUCACCGGAUGGAGAUUACAUAGACACAGGGAUAAACCAGAACAUCUCUUCUGAAUUUAUGUAUCCAAACAAUCCCAACCUCCCUUUCCCUCUCUCAGACCUCAGGAGUUUUCCUCAAGGAAACAAAAAUUGCUACGUGUUGAAACCCGAAGCAGGAAAUGGCAGUUUGAAUUUGAUUAGAGCUACCUUCUUGUAUGGAAACUACGAUGGAGAAAACAAGCUGCCCGAAUUUGAUCUCUAUCUCGGCGUCAACUUUUGGUCGACAGUGAGGUUUGAAAAUGCUUCAGAUAUUGUUACUAAGGAGAUUAUAGGUUUUGCAGAAUCAAAUACCGUGGACAUUUGUCUAAUAAAUAAAGGGUUGGGAACUCCUUUCAUUUCAGCGUUGGAAUUUAGACCGCUUAAUAGCUCAACUUAUGGUACUGAAUUUGGGACUUCUGCAUCAUUAGUACUCAUUGAAAGACUGGACAUUGGACAAGGCAAUGGAACAGGUCGAUAUGGAGAUGAUGUUUAUGAUCGCAUUUGGUCACGUCACAUUUCACCUUCUUGGGAUCCAAUUAGUACUUCUUCGUCGAUUACUACCUAUGAGAACGGUUAUAGAGUGCCAUUGGAAGUAAUCCGGACUGCAGCUACACCUCAGAAUGCAAGUGAACCCUUAAAUUUGUACUGGAACACAACUGACAUGAAUGCUCGGUUUUAUGUUUUUAUGUACUUUGCUGAAGUGGAGAAACUUGAGAAGAAUCAGUCAAGAAAAUUCAAAAUAUCAUGGAAUGGAUCUCCAUUGUUUGGACCAUUCACUCCCCGUUACUUACAGGCAGACGUGAUAUCUAAUUCAAGAGCUCUGGUGGGAAAGGAUCACGAAAUUUCUUUACACAAGACAGAGGACUCUUCCCUUCCGCCGAUUCUGAAUGCUGUUGAAGUUUUCCAAGUUAUGCAGCUGGUUGAAUCACCUACUUAUGGUGAAGAUGCUGAUGCCAUAACGAACGUCAAAACUACAUAUCAAAUAAAAAAAAUCUGGGCUGGUGAUCCUUGUGGACCUAGGAAUUUCUCUUGGGAAGGACUAGAAUGCAACUACAGCGUUUCGCUUCCUCGGAUUAUUUCCCUAAACUUGAGUUCAAGCAAUUUGAAUGGGAUAAUAGCUGCUUCCAUUGCCAAUCUCUCAUCACUGGAGUCCUUAGAUUUGUCGAACAAUAACCUAACCGGGCCAGUGCCUCAGUUCUUGGAAGAACUAAAGUCGCUCACUCUCUUGAAUUUGAAAGGCAAUCAAUUGUCUGGUUCAGUUCCAAACGCUCUUCGCGAGAGAUCAGAAGCUGGAUUACUUGUACUGGGUGUGGAUACCGAAAAUCUUUGUGGCUCGGGUUCAUGCAAAAAGAAGAAGAAAAUUGUUGCUCCAAUAGUUGCGUCGUUAGUAUCAGCACUAGCAGUCGUUAUAGUGCUGAUGCUAGCAUGGAAAUUGAGAAGAAAAAGAGAAUCAGGUACAGAAGCAGAACCCUUUAACAAAACAGCUAUAGCAUCAAAGAAGUGCCAGUUUACUCAUGAGGAGGUUUUAGAUAUCACCAAAAACUUACAAACCUCAAUCGGGAAAGGAGGAUUUGGGACUGUGUACCAUGGUUGCAUGAAAGACGGAACCCAAGUUGUGGUAAAAAUGCUUUCUGCAUCAUCAACUCAAGGACCUAGGGAGUUCCAAACAGAGGCUGAGCUCCUGAUGAGAAUCCAUCAUAGAAACUUGGCCUCGUUUAUUGGAUACUGCGAUGAUGCGAACAACUUGGCACUUAUAUACGAGUACAUGGCUAAUGGCAACCUAAAAAACUCUCUCUCAGAUGCAGAAAGGAGUUCGCAGAUGACAUGGGAAAUGAGACUUCAUAUAGCAAUCGAUGCUGCACAAGGUCUCGAGUACUUGCAUCACGGAUGCAAGCCGCCUAUUGUCCACAGAGAUGUGAAGACAGCCAACAUUCUCUUAAGCGAAAACUUGGAAGCUAAAAUAGCGGAUUUUGGACUUUCCAAGGUUUUUGCUAGUGACAUUGAGACUCAAGUGAACAGCCGGAUAUCUUGAUCCAGUAUACUACAAUUGCCAAAGGCUGAAUGAAAAGAGUGAUGUGUAUAGUUUUGGGGUAGUUCUAUUAGAGCUAAUCACUGGCCAACCUGCAGUGAUAAAAAGUGAUGACGUAAUCCACAUAGCAACGUGGGUGAGUUCUAAGCUCGAAAAAGGGGAACUUAAAUGUAUUGUAGAUCAAAGGAUGCAAGGAGAGUUCGAUGAGCAUUCGGUCUGGAAAGCGUUAGAGAUAGCAAUGGCGUGCACAACCUCUACUUCCCAACACAGAGUCGCAAUGGAUGUUGUAUUGUCUGAGCUCAAAUAUUGCUUGGAAAUGGAGUUGUCUAGGCAUCGAGAAAGAACUCCAAGAUCAAUAGAAGAACUUCGCGCUGCGUUUGGGCCGUAUAAUCAUAGUUCACCUGAAGUUCUCUCCGUGUAUACAGAUUCCACAAAUGUUGAUUCCAUGACCGGACCGUUUCCUAGGUAACUGGUGACAUUUUCGGCUAGUUGACGAAGAAGAUAUAUACAUACUACAAUAUCCAUAAAGUUCUUUUUCUUUCUUUGAUCUUUUUGCAUAUUACUUUGUAUUUCUUUCUGCAUAUAUUAUACAUGUUUGGAAGUGCUUUUAAAAUAAAAUAUAGAAGCACUUUAUUAAAAACACUUAUGAGCAUAAGUAUUUUUUAAAGAAGCAUUUCUAAAUGGCUUGUAAUUCAUUUUGAGUUUUUUAUUUGGUAUACAAGUUUUCACUUCAUUUUUUUGUUCAAUGGAGUAAAUCAAUCCAAAUUAUGUUAC
Pyrus x bretschneideri (Chinese white pear) is the source of this 3108-nucleotide messenger RNA. RefSeq names its product probable LRR receptor-like serine/threonine-protein kinase At4g29180. Bases 142 to 2337 code for a protein of 731 amino acids. Gene Ontology annotation, molecular function: ATP binding; protein binding; protein kinase activity. The transcript has 12 exons. The record is from RefSeq and is a predicted model, not a curated record. Gene Ontology annotation, biological process: protein phosphorylation. Lineage: Eukaryota; Viridiplantae; Streptophyta; Magnoliopsida; Rosales; Rosaceae.